AUGGAGGGUGAUGAAAUGGGACCCGAUAUUGUGGGUGAGAUUGUGACCGACGACAGUCCCGACAUGAAAGUACUGCCCACCAACCAAGUGAUUCACAUGGACUUGGCCCGAGAAAAGCACCAGGAGACGCUCAGUGGACUGGAGAGCAGCCUGGAAGGCCAGGGUUUCAUGAAGGGCCACGCGCUGCACUCGCCCGUGAGUCAGAUGCUUCUGCAGGAAGGGGAGGCCAAUGGGGAGAUAAUCCUGGUGCCCAACUCGAUGAUCAAGCAGGAGGACAUCAUCGAAGGGGGCGAGGUGGUGGUGGGGCCCUCGCCUGACAUGGCCGUCGAGGAGGCCCUGUUCGAGCCCACCCUGGAGGAAGACUGUCGCGCGCUGGCCCCAAUCGAAGAGGUCGGCUACGAGUGCCAGGACUGUGGUGCGGUGCUCAAGAGUCGCAGCGCAUUCAAAAAGCACGCCCGCAUGCACCAUGGCGUGUCGCGCAAGGCGGCUCGCAACGCCAGCUACGCCAGCUCCGAGGAGAGCUCGCUCUGUCCGCUCUACUCGUGCCCGUCGUGCCCGUACAUGUCUCCGCGACGUGACAAGCUGGACAAGCACAUAAUGAAGCACGUGCUGCAGGAGGGCUUCCACCCUUGCGGCAAGAAGCGCCACAAGCCCGAGGCCCCCCCGCAGAGGCACCGGCACAACGCGGAGGAGUACCGCUGCCCCUUCUGCCCGUACACGUGCACCGUGUACAAGGCGUACCGCAAGCACCAGAAGGCCCACAUGCUGGGUGCCGCCAAGCUGGCACCCGUCAAGUUGAGCUGCAAGAUCUGUGGCAAGGACCGCUCCACCGAGGCCGACAUGCAGAAGCACAUGAAAAAGCACCCAUCCAGCUGA
Messenger RNA from Rhipicephalus sanguineus (brown dog tick), 876 nucleotides. RefSeq names its product zinc finger protein 205-like. The record is from RefSeq and is a predicted model, not a curated record. Lineage: Eukaryota; Metazoa; Arthropoda; Arachnida; Ixodida; Ixodidae. Gene Ontology annotation, cellular component: chromosome. Gene Ontology annotation, molecular function: chromatin insulator sequence binding. Bases 1 to 876 code for a protein of 291 amino acids. The transcript is spliced from 3 exons. Gene Ontology annotation, biological process: regulation of transcription by RNA polymerase II.